GGGCGGGCGCGGCCGCGUUCCCCUUCCGGGUCGGCGCGGGGCGGCGGGCGCUGCACGUGGGCGGCGGCAGAAUGAUAAUAAAGAAAAAGAGAAAAGAAGUUCAAUUGGAACCUGUACAGAAAAAGAAAAAUGUGAAAAGUGGCAGGAGCCAUAUUAUCAUCAAAGGUGGGGAAGAUGUUCAAACUGUCAUUAAAACUGAGGAUGAUGACCAGCUUGAGACAAAAACAAAGGUAAGGAAAAAGGAAAACUUAAAAGAAGAUGACUGUUUACACCAACUGGAACUGAAGAAGAAGAAGAAGAAAAACAAGAAAAAGAAAGUUGACUCUGAAUUACUGGAAGAAGCACAUUCAGAAAGCUUUGUGAAUGUAGGAGGCCAUCCGGAUUCCAAACCUCAAGAAGAAUCAGAGGAAGAAACUAAAAUUCUCAAAAAGAAGAAAAAAAAAGUUCAAUGUCAUUCCUCCUUAUCAUUGGAGAAUAAUGAGACUAGUGAUGCAGAGCUUUCAAAUCAUCAUACAGAUGGUACUAAGGAAAACGAAUUUGCUUUUAAAAAAAGCAGAAAAAAUACUGCUUUGAAUUUGGAAUUGGAUGAUGAAGUACCUAAGAAAAAAAAGGAAGUAACUAAGAAAAAAAAGAAGAAAGACGAUUUUUCAUUAGAGGACAUCCAGGACAGCGAACAUAAACAGUCUGAAAAAGUUCGUAAAAAACCACACAAAUACAUUUCAGAAGAAAAAGCUUUUACUGGCGAAAACCAUGGAACAGAUAUUAUCCAGAAUGAUGGGGAGAAUUACGUGAGAAGAAAGAAGAGGAAGAAAAAGAAAGAUAAGUCCAUCUCCUUUUUAUCACCAGCAGAUACUCGGGACAACAUCUAUGGAGUUCCCGACAGCCCCAUUGCAUUAAGAGACUUCAGAAAAAGGCAAAGAAAGAACUUCCAUGAAACUGCAUUCACAAAUAGAGAGGAAGAGGAUGCUACUGAGAACUCCGGAAGUAUCAGAGAGACCAAGAGGAAGAAGAAGAGAAGCAAAGAUGUUUCUUCCUUAACAUGCGAAGAUGACCAAGGCUACAGUCACAGAGUUCCUGAUAAGCAUCUCCCUGCACAGCAAGAAGUUGAGUCUGAAGAAAAAGAGCUUUCUGGAAAAAAAUGCAGGAAGACUAUCAAGGGUAAUAAUGAAUUAAUUGAGAAGAAAAAGAAAAAGAAGAUUCAGAAAGAGGAGGAGGAAACAACAUAUUCAAAAGUUUCUUUAAGCAAUGACAGUGUAUCUAAAAGCCAAAAAAUAACGCUACUAGAAAGCAAUAAAAAGAACAAAGAGAGUGAGAUGAAGCGAGCUGAAUGUGUCGCAGAGAAUGUUGUAGAUAGGGUAUUAUGCAUGAGUAAUCACACGCUCUGUGACAAAAAAAGGAAAAAAAGAAAAAAAGAAGUACCACAGGACUCUGCUGAAGAACAAGGUUCACAAGCAAAUCCAAAAAAGAAAAAGAUCAAAAGUGAAGACAUGGGAAAUAAGGCACUGGAACACAUGGAUGAUGUAACUAUUGUGCAGGAAAAAAAAGGAAACUGUGAUGAAAUUAACAUAGACAAGGUGAGGCGGCAGGCUCUGCAAGAAGAAAUUGAUAGAGAAUCUGGCAAAACUAAGGUUUUCAGUCCCAAAGUGGAACGGGGUACAAAGUUUGGCCAGUGGAGUACAGCUGCUUUUCAAAGUUCUGAGGAAGAAACGAAGUUUUUUAGACUGAUGGGUGGCUUUAAAAAGGGCUCCGUACCUACCCAAAAUCUCUCAGCUACUACAAACAAACCAAACAUGGCUCUGAACAGGGAAGGGGAGGAGAAGUUACAGCAGGCUCUGAAGAUGGAAUUUGAUAAAGCAAUGGACUUGAAGCAACACAGAGGAAUCGGUCUUGGAUUUCAACCUGCUGCCAACAAAAAAGUAUACAUAGACAAAUAUACAACUAGAUCUAUAAAAUUUGAAGAUUAAAAUUCUGAAGUAAUAACAAGAAUGAAAAUUCAACAGGCAGAUUUAUUUUCACUUUCAACAUCUUUUUACUUGAAAUAAAAUAUGAAAUGUUUAAGAAAUUUGAUUUAUGAGGCACUUUUAGUACAAGUUUUCAACUGCAUACGCCAGAUUAUGUGGAGCUGGGCCCUCACUUCAGCUAAACAGUAAGUUUUUGAAACAUUUACAAUGUUUUCUGCAAGGCAAGGGACAGCCUCCUUCAAAGACUGAAGAUAUGUGGGCAAUGCCUGCCACAAGUUGAAACUUACUAAUUUUUUUUUUAAAUACUGAUUUCAUAAACUUAUUUUUAGCUACAUCUUAGUUAUUCAAAAUGAUUUUAGUGUUCUGUAAAAUCUUCACAUUUUUACACUCAGCGAGUGGUAUAAAGUGGUGGCGUUUUACUUUGAAGAAAACACUGCUGGUAUGCUUACAAAUGUGAUGAGGGGAGACUUAACUCAGGAAGUAGUUUCUUAAAUAUUAGCAUCUUCAUUAUAAUAAUGAAUAGUGUUGAACAUCCUCUAUAUUUUAACUAUGCUCUGGCAGUUGGAUUUUCAAGCAGCAGCUGUUAUCUGUUAAAAGGUAAGUGCUUUCUGGAUAUCAGCUCAUAUAUAUGGAUCUACACUUCCUAAAUUAUAGAAAGCAAGGUAAUUUUAAUAAUGUGCAUAUUGGGUGUGUUAUACAUCCAUCUGAAUGAAAUUUCUAACCUCUGGAUUUUCAGACAACCUGCACUUUCACUGGCUUUUUAAUAAGAGUACAAAACAUGAGACUGCGUUUGUGUGUCGUGUUCAAAAUUCAAGGGUCCAAAACAGUCUGUGAUUGUCUUGCUUGAAGUUACAAAAAGAUAGAGAGAAAAAACUGUCAUGUACUUUAUUACUGGCUGUGCCAUUGGUUGUGGGAGACAGUGCUGUCAAGUUUUAGUGUAGCUCUGGUUCUUAAACAGAAUAAGGUGACUCUCUCUUAUGUCCGUGCCUGCUGUAGUAUAAUAGUGGACAACUUGCAGGGGAACCUCGUCCCCCACCCUGAAUUAGGUUAGUAUCUCUGCUUACCCAGCUCAUUGUUCUUCUGCCAAGUUACCUAGCCUUUUUCAUAAGCUCAUGCCAACUGAUCUACUACAUCUCUUGCUCUUUUAAGGUAACCUCAGUUUCCACAGUAGUCUUUUCCAGUGGACUGCUCUACCUGAAAGCAGCUGCCUCCAGCAGAAAAUGCACUGAACAAAACACCAGUUGGUUCCAAGGCACUUUGGGCAACUCCUGAAGGGAAGUGAAAAUUAUGCAGAAGCUCCAGCUUAAGGGGUUGCCAUGAAUCCAUUCCCAUCACUUGCAUCACUUCCUGCAGGGUCUGAACUUGUCUUUGAAGAAACCAUCUCCUUUAAAGUGUCAUUUAAAACCACCACUACCUCAGGGUGAGUCUGGUUUUGCACCAGUGCUCUCAAAGCUCAGCAACUGGCUUCAGCUGGCCCUUCAAGGCUUCAGUUGUUGCUUUACUUAAAUUCAGGUAGUGGAGGUUCUACUUUCUCGUUUAAGGCAAAUGCUGAAUUCAGGCCCUCAGCUACCUGCCUGGCAAAAAAAAAAAAAAAA
Chroicocephalus ridibundus (black-headed gull) is the source of this 3556-nucleotide messenger RNA. RefSeq names its product lysine rich nucleolar protein 1 (gene KNOP1). The record is from RefSeq and is a predicted model, not a curated record. NCBI's taxonomy places the organism in Eukaryota, Metazoa, Chordata, Aves, Charadriiformes, Laridae. Bases 72 to 1964 code for a protein of 630 amino acids. The transcript is spliced from 5 exons.